Lachancea dasiensis is the source of this 2091-nucleotide messenger RNA. Lineage: Eukaryota; Fungi; Ascomycota; Saccharomycetes; Saccharomycetales; Saccharomycetaceae. The record is from the annotation of a GenBank genome assembly.
AUGGUUUCCCACGUCCCGAGGCAACAGCUGUACAAAAACCACUACGAUGGAGUCUCCUAUACGCUGAAGACCUGGGUCUACGACCUGAUGGUCUUUAUCUUCGACGUGAUCUUCGCGAUCUUCUUUCGCGAAAUAAAAGUCCGCGGUACCCACAACGUUCCUGCCAAAGGUGUGCCCACUAUUCUGGUGUGCGCUCCGCACGCCAAUCAGUUUGUUGACGGCGCCCUGGUGAUGUCUCAAGUCCGGAAACUCAAGGGCAACCGCGACAAGAUGACCUGUUUGGUAACCGCAGAGUCCAGCUAUAAAAAACGAUUUAUUUCCAUUUUUAGCAAGAGUACCGGCGGCAUCCCUGUCCCCAGAGCGCAAGACAACUUGAAGCCCGUGGAUUCAGAUCUGCAAAUUUACGUGCCCGAUUGGGGAUCGCCCACUGUGUUGAAGUGUCGGAGCGUUGGAGAAACUCAAUCGCCAGCACUCACUUCUCGGUUCACCGCUAAAUCUCUGGUUGGGUUGCCCUUCUUCCUCGGAAACGCGCAGAUUGCCGAAAUACCAGAUGAUGAGACCUUGAUUCUGUCAAAAGCUUUUAAGGAUAUUCCCAAAGUUCGCGAACUACUAACAAACGGUACUAAUUUCAAGUAUGCCCCUAAGAUCGACAAUACGGAGGUUUUCCAAAGCGUCUUCAACCAUUUACAUACCAAUGGCUGUGUUGGGAUUUUCCCCGAAGGCGGCUCUCAUGAUAGACCAUCUUUGCUACCCAUAAAAGCCGGUGUUGCUAUCAUGGCCCUUGGCGCUGCAGCUGCAGACCCCAGUAUGAAAAUAUCAGUCGUACCCUGUGGUAUAAAUUAUUUUCAUCGAAACAAGUUUAGGUCUAGAGCAGUUCUUGAAUUUGGUCAGCCUAUCGUAGUGGAUGGUGCCAUGGGUAAAAAAUAUGAAGAGAACCCUAGAAGCCAAACUUCUGAUUUAUUGGAGAAAAUAACGCAGGCACUGUACGCGGUGACCGUCAAUGCCCCAGACUAUGAAACCCUGAUGACCAUCCAAGCUGCAAGGAGACUUUACAGACCAUCGGUUACCAAAGAGGGCCAUGGACAUCUGCCACUGCCUCUGGUUGUUGAGAUGAAUAGAAGACUACUUAUCGGAUACUCGAAGUACAAAGAGGACCCUAGGAUCAAGCAUUUGAAGGCAAUGGUAUCUCAAUAUAACUCUAAACUUUUUGCACUUGGAUUGAGAGACCAUCAAGUGCCGCAAUUGAGCCCGAAAAGAGGCAAGUGGAUACCUCUUUUUACUCUUGCAACUCGACUUCUCUUGAUUUUUUUCUACCUUUGUCUGUCACUUCCGGGCACCGUUUUGUUCAUGCCUGUCUUUGUAACAUGCCACUACUAUGCGCAAAGGAAGGCCGAAGAUGGCUUGAGAAAAUCUUUGGUGAAGCUCAAAGGGACUGAUCUUUUAGCUACCUGGAAACUUCUGGUUGCUUUAGUAUUUGCUCCUGCCCUAUACGUGACAUACUCCUUAGCACUAUGCUACCUGGUGAAGGUAUAUCCUACCCUUUUCAAGCAUAUCUGGGUUGUGGGGGUAAGAGAAAGUUGUCGCAAUAUGGGAAACUUUGCCUACUUUUAUGCGUUACUAGUUGCAGCGACGUAUGCAAGCUUCAAGACCGGGGAGUCUGGAAUGGACCUUUUUAAAUCUCUGCCACCUUUAGCCAUCUCGGUCGUAUAUCCACAGCGUCAUCUCGAGCAACUACAGAAAACGCGUGAAGAAUUAAGCUUGGAAGUAACGCAAGUAUGCAACGAUUUGGGGCCCUCAGUUUUCCCCGACUUUGGAAGGUUCUUAAUUACGCAAGAAGCAGCGAAGCAUGGAGAAGCUGAUGUGGACCCCCAGGUCAGAAGCAGAUCGUCAUCUGUGCAUUCUGUCAGCUCAGAUUAUUCGAAUGCCCUAUCGAAGGUGAAUUCACGUUCCUCGCUUUCUGAUAUCCCAAUUUUAGGUGAAGGAUUGACAGAUGAUCAGCAAGAAACACCAUGGGACGUGGUAAGCCCUGCAACAGAUUCUCUCAUUGGAAAGCUUGUUAGACAGAAGAUGCAAUAUGACAAAAAAGACUAG